AAACUACUUCAAACCAACACAGAGCAGAGUGUAUUUCGUGCUCUUGAACAUGAGUUGAGGCCAAAAGCUGUACUGUUUUAUGGUGUACCGUGGUUAAGACUUGUACUUCUUGCUAAUUGACGUCUUUUUUCAUGGACGCGCUCAACUCGUGGCGCUAAUUACUUUCCUUGUGGUGCGUGUUGCCUAGCGAGGCUACGAUUGGUCGACUUUGAUUGCGAGCGCAAAGGCGCCAGAAUGCUCGCCUUAUUGACAUUUGUAGCUCUACUCAUCGACGUGUGGGGUUUUUUGAAGGAACUUUUUUGAAGAGAAGCGCUGCAAAGAAAUCUCUGAGGAUUGUGUUUGCCUUCGGAUACAAAACAUGAAACACUGGAGAAGGUGUUGGAGUUGGAAGCUUCUUCUAGGACUUGUUAUUUUGGGUCUCUGUUGGGAUAAUGGCUUGUGUCGUAAGCGUGCAAAGCCACAGCGUUCGACUCCAACAAUACCUCGUGCUUUCAACGAGACAUUCAACUCAACUUCUGGCGGGAAAAACGACGUACAACAAUUGUUCGCCCUGCAGCAGCCCCGCGAAGAACCAAGAAUCCUGAAUCUGGGUUGUUAUGGGAUUAAAAUACGUCGCUACGUUUCUAAUGGUUUUUGCACUAGUCGAAAAGCUAUACGAGAUACUAUUUGUGAUGGAAGAUGCCUACCAAUGGAUGAACUACCGUGGUUCCCAGAGUUCAGCAAAGUAAUAAGCAGAAACAAGCGGGAAUGGAGAUGUGUUCCCGAUUACGUAAAGAGGAGAAAAGUGACUGUGUUUUGCAACGAUGGUACAAAACGAAGGUACAGAAUACCAGUCGUUCGAACGUGCAAGUGUAAGCGAUACACGAAAAAACAAAACAUGACUAAUCCUCCGGGUCAGUCAAAAAAGGACUCAAAACCACGGUGAAAGACUUGAAAGACCACUAUCUAUAGCUCACCACGGUGAUACCGAAGCACUUCGAGAAAGUUGCGAAGAAUCAAAUACGCGGAGACUCUGCACAAGAAUGAACAAACCAAUCGCAACUAUACUCAUCUGAUGUACAAUACGACAAAACUGUACAUAAACCUUAUCUAAGACGAGACAAACUUAGGGUAUAGCUAAAAGAGGCUAUAUAACUUGGCCAUGUAAAUGUGUACAUUUUGCCCGUCUGCAAUAUUAGUUUACACGAAUGGUAGGUAAGCUCUUUGAAAGGGGAUGCGAAGUGUUUUUGUAAACUAUUAUUGGCAGAGAAAUAAUAACACCUCGUGUGUGUGAAAGGACGUACGUGUAUCUAUCUAUCUAUAUACGCUGUAUACGAAGCAAACACGUGUGUUGCCCAAACUCCACACACACGAGGAUACAAAAUUCUCAAGAUUCUAAUAAUAUUAUGACGGACUAUGUCGCCCACAUUGGGUCUAAUGUUUGUUGUAAUCGUUCUGAAUUCAUUCGGAACUUAUUUAAAUAUACAUAUAUAUAUUAUAUAUAGUUAAAAACAAUAUAGAACAACACAAUAAACUAUGUUACAUGUCAUUGGGCAUAGCUCAAUGGAUGCUAAUCCGAGAUUUACAAAAUAGGUAGUAUACGCUCCGCCUUUAUUGGUAACCGUCAAGCCAACUUGAUGCCUGUUGAUCGUUAAUUGGCAAUGGAACCAAGGAAGUACAAGAAAAUGGUCGAGACAUCGUGGGACCACUGUUGUACAGUGACACAACUAAAUUCUAAUUCAGUAAAGUGUAGAUGUAAAAGAAAGAAGUUGAAUAAAGUCGAUUGGAGGAUAACAA
Messenger RNA from Actinia tenebrosa (Australian red waratah sea anemone), 1776 nucleotides. Its product is annotated as sclerostin domain-containing protein 1. Lineage: Eukaryota; Metazoa; Cnidaria; Anthozoa; Actiniaria; Actiniidae. The record is from RefSeq and is a predicted model, not a curated record. Gene Ontology annotation, biological process: negative regulation of BMP signaling pathway; negative regulation of Wnt signaling pathway. Gene Ontology annotation, molecular function: BMP binding.